Messenger RNA from Quercus robur (English oak), 3011 nucleotides. Its product is annotated as (3S,6E)-nerolidol synthase 1-like. The transcript has 7 exons. The record is from RefSeq and is a predicted model, not a curated record. Gene Ontology annotation, molecular function: terpene synthase activity; magnesium ion binding. Gene Ontology annotation, biological process: diterpenoid biosynthetic process. Bases 80 to 1588 code for a protein of 502 amino acids. NCBI's taxonomy places the organism in Eukaryota, Viridiplantae, Streptophyta, Magnoliopsida, Fagales, Fagaceae.
AUCAACACACCUCUCUCUCUCUCUCUCUCUCUCUCUCUCUCUCAGCUCAAAACUAAUUGGGAUACUCAUAUCAGUGUCCAUGGCCUUCUUUUGUGCAUCCUCUUCUCCCUCCAAACCUCAAAAUGGUUUCAAAAAUAUCCAAAAUACUGAAAAGAUUACUUACCUCAUCGAUGAUACUUGUAUGCAAAAGGCACAAGGAAGCAGCAUUGCCCAAGAUCAAGCCGUCAAUUAUUUUCCCACGGAAGACUACAAUUUUCUUCCAGAAUAUCACAGUUCCACGGAUGAUUUUUAUGUUGAAUACUUGCAAAAACUAAAGAAAUUCAAAAAUAUACUUAGCAAGUUAGUUGAAGUUCCUUUCGAAGGUUUGAACAUGGUUGAUGCAAUCCUGCGCUUAGGAAUUGAGUACCACUUCCAAGAGGAGAUUGAAACAAUCCUAAAAAGGCAGUAUAUGAUUUUUAGCGGUCAUGCAGGUCAUGAUCACGAUCUUUAUGAGGCUGCACUGCGUUUUCGAUUAUUGAGACAAAAUGGCUAUCAUGUUUCUGCAGACGUGUUUAACAAAUUCAAGAACAAAGAAGGAAACUUUAACUUGGAGUUAGGUGAACACAUAAGUGGAUUGAUGGAAUUAUAUGAUGCGUCAGAGGUAAGCAUCAAUGAGGAAGACUUACUUGAUGAAGCUAAAGACUUCAGUCGCCAUCUUCUCGAAGCAAACAUCAAAAAUCUUGAUCACCAACAAGCUAGAUUCAUUCUAAACACAUUGGAGCAUCCCUAUCAUAAGAGUUUGCCAAGGUUCAUGGCUAAGGGCCUCCUUGACAAUUUCGAAGGGGCAAGGGGUUGGGUAAAACAUUUACAAGAACUAGCAAAGAUGGACUUCAAAAUGGUCCAGUCCAUACACCAACUGGAACUUCUUCAAAUUUUCAAAUGGUGGAAAGGCUUAGGUCUGGCUAAAAAGUUGAACUUUGCGAGAAAUCAACCACUUAAAUGGUACAUGUGGACAGCGGCUUGCCUCACAGAUCCAAGCCUGACAUAUCAAAGGGUUGAGCUCACAAAACCUAUAGCUAUGGUUUACGUGAUAGACGACAUGUUUGAUGUUUACGGAACACUAGGUGAACUCACUCUCUUCACAAAUGCGGUGAAUCGAUGGGAAUUAUCAGCAACUGAGAAACUACCAGACUCUUUGAAGAUAUGUUUCGUGGCUCUUUAUGACAUUACCAAUGAAAUCAGCUACAAGGUCUACCAAAGGACCGGAUGGAACCCUAUAGACUCCCUAAAAAAAGCGUGGGCCAGAUUGUGUAAUGCCUUCCUAUUAGAAGCACAAUGGUUUGCUUCUGGGAACAUGCCAAAGGCAGAGGAGUACAUGCAGAAUGCACUUGUGAGUACAGGAUUGCAUGUGGUGCUAGUUCACAUGUUCUUUCUCUUGGGUGAGGGAAUUAGCAAGGAUACUGUUGAUCUUCUGGACAGCAAUCCCAGCAUUACAUCUUCCAUAGCCACAAUUCUUCGACUCUGGGAUGACCUCGGAAAUGCCCAGAACUCUCACAAUCUCUCAACUUUCAGACCUCUCACGCUGCCACCCCCUGACCCACGUCGCUGACACAUGACGCCGCAAAUCCAGCUCUGACCACGGCAACCCCCACCACCACAUCAGUCACAAAUCCAACCAUACCCACACUCAUCAAACCCACCACCAUCAAUAUCAAUCACCACCAUGGCAACCCCCACCACCACCACAUUAAUCACAAACUCAACCACACCCAAACUCAACCACACCCACACUCAUCAAACCCACCACUACCAGGAAAAAUAAAAAAAAAUAAAAUCGGCAAAACCCACGGCCAAAAUGGUUUCUUCUGCAAUUUUUUCCUUUGAACCAAAAAAAAAAAAAAACAUGAACCAGAGGUUGAUAGAGGCGUGGUGGUGGACCUAGUGGCGUUGCUUUAGUUGGGCUGAGCGGAAUUGAAGCUUGUGUCUUGGACAGAGAAAUAAAGAGAGAACAGUUGAAAAAUGGAGAAGGAGAUGAGAAGAAAAAGUAACAAAAAGAUAAAAAAAAAAUAAAAAAUAAGAAAUUGUUGAAAGUUAAAAGGUGUGGCUAAGGCCCGGGUGGAUGAGAUAAGAGGACUACGUGUGUGGAGGAGAAAAAUAAAGAGGAAAAAAAAAAAAAAAAGCAGGAGAAGAAAGAAACGUGUAUUUGGAUGAAAAAAAAUAAGAUAGUGGGAAAAAUAAAAUAAAGAAUAAGAAGAAAUUAAAAUUAAGAAAUGUUACCAUAAUAUUUUUGCAAUAAAUUUUAAGUGGUAGGUUAUUACUAUCUAAUAUUGGUGAGAAAAAAAAAAUUUUGAUGGUGGUGAUUGCGGUGGCGGAAGAGUCGGCGGCGGUGGCGGUGGAGGCGAUGGUAGUGGCAGCGGUAGCGGUUGCGGGUAGUUGUAAUUGUUAUUUAUUGUAAUGGAUAUAUUAUUUUAUUAUAGUUGAUAUAUUAUUUUAUUGUGAUGCUCAUAUUAUUUUAUUGUGUUGAAAAUUAAAAUAGAUCCACUGCUGCAGUAUGUGUGUAGAUAAAAUAGAUAAAGUAACUUUUGGUGGAGUUAAAAAGUUAAAUUUUUAACUCCACUGCUGUGAAUGCUCUAAAGGGCAGUGGCAUUUUAAUUUUAUUCUUUUAUCUUUUGAAGCGAGGAAUAGGACAGUCGCAUGUUAGAAGUCAAAGGAAAUUGAAUUUCCUCUCAUUUACUCCACCUUUUGUCGCAUUAACCACAGCCAUCCACGUGUAAGGGUCAUAGUUUUCUCAGAAAAAUAGGAAAAAUAAUAUUUUCCUAAGAGUAGAGGGAAACCAGUUUUUUCCACAACCCUUUCCACACUUUGUUAAAAUCACAAGUUGGGUGAAGUGGGAUGAGAGAACUUCACUUUUAUAUAAAUUUAUUAUUAACAUCAUUUUUAUAAUGAUCAUAUCAGGGCAAGUUAACAAUUAUUAAAAACAUUUCGUAAGUGAGUUUAGUAUCUUGUAAUUUUCGUUAAUUUAUUUGUUAAAU